Dentiscutata heterogama is the source of this 503-nucleotide messenger RNA. The record is from the annotation of a GenBank genome assembly. NCBI's taxonomy places the organism in Eukaryota, Fungi, Glomeromycota, Glomeromycetes, Diversisporales, Gigasporaceae.
GAGUAUUAACGGUGAUUUCUCCACUUUGUUGGAGUCUCGACCCAUCAUCCAAUCCCAAAUUUACGAAAUCACAAACUUCCUACAAAAGUAGAUCACAAUACUUACGGGCAAGAGGUACAUUCGAGUCUAUUGUCAUAGUAAUUCUUUUAUCAGAUGUAUUUGUUGCUGAUAACUUACCGUUUUUAUUACUGGCAUCUGCACCAGCUACUAAGGUUCAACUAACUGCGACUUUUGCACCUUUAUUAACAGGGCUUAUCGGAGUGUUUAACACAUCAACAAUUUCUGAAAGUUUAAAAUAUCUGUUAGUUUAUACAGAAAAACAAUGUUUCGUAAAAAUCGAUCCUAGACUCGACCAAGAGUCUGAACAGCAAACUUAUUUAUCUGAUGAUUUAUCUGAUGAUUCAUCUGACGAUUUGUCAGAUAAAAAAGAUUAUGAACAAUUUGAUAAUAAGCUUAGUUUAAAUAAUGAUAAUUGUGACUCUAAUAAGCCAGAUCAUAGCUAG